AAAUCUUUUAUUAAACAAUUAACAUAUAAAAUAAAUAAUAAAUAACAUAACUAUCUGAAUGCAAACUUUACAUACAAUAUAUAAAUAACCGAAAAACAAACAAAAUUUUCAGAAUGAUAAAAAUGCAACCAAGCAAAAAAACAAACAAACUUAAAACUUGCUGUGACACCGUGGUCCUAUAUCCACAGUCCAAUAGUAGUGCCUUUUUUUUCUUAAAACUGCUGCUUGCCUUGGCUUCUGCAAAUGCAGCCAUUAUGUCUUCCAUAUCUAAAGACCUCCGAACAUCUCUUUCUAUUGAAAUCAGUGCCAGUCCUGUGAGCCUCUCCUGUAGAGGUCUGCUGUUGCUGUUGCUGUUGAUGCUGCUGCUGUUGUUGUUGUUGUUGUUGUUGUUGUUGUUGUUGUUGUUGUGGGCCAAAAAACUUCAACAAAGCACCUUGAGGAAGAAAAAAGAAAAGAGCACAAUGUAUUUGGUUGGCUUGUGUAAAGUAAAGUAAAGUAAAGAACUGGGCAUGCUACACAAACACAACAUUUGAGAUCUGUAUGGAAUAAUUAAUGAACAUCCAUUUGCAGUAACAACUUUAAUGCUUCAUGUUAACAUUUUAUUUAAUGUAACAUUUAGGCUAUAGCAGAAAAUGUAUGGAUAUAUAGGAUAGGAUAUACUUUAUUUAUCGCUGAAGGGAAAUUCAGUCGUCCAGCAGCUCACAUUUAAAAAAAAUAAUUCCAAAUAAAAAUUAGCACCAGUUUAGACUUUAAACUGACAGCAGAACUGAUGCUGGUAUCAGUUUUAACAUUUGACAACAAAUGCUUUAUUCUGGGAGAAUAUAUAUCAUUGGCAUUGGCAGCAAAGGACUAACUUAUUGUGUGGCUAAGAAUGUGUUUAGAAGAAAGUGGCUGAAUUCACUUUACACAGUGACAACCCGGAAAGGGCCCUGUGCGGGGCAUUUCCGAUACGUUGUCGUUGCAGCGUCUAAAGCAGGUCCAUUAUUUUGUCAUUGACAUCAGCCGUCCCUCGGGGGCCCCCUUCAGCUCGUUGCGGCGUCACUGCCAAGGGGAAUGUUCUCACAUUCACAGUCCACACUCGGAUUUGUCCGCUUUGGUCUGCGUCAUCAACUCUAUAAGCAGCAAUAGCCGGUCGUUGCUCGCCUCUCACUCUCAGCCUGCAUACCGGUAAAGACGCUCCGCACUGACACCGAUGGCACCGGCUCUACUCUUUCUCUGCUUUAUACUCGCUGCUGUGAGUGUAAAGAGUUGUAUGGUGGAUAAAUGCGUGACGGCGCCCGUGGGAGACUCUGUUGAGUUUUCGGCCAGUGAUAACUGCACAGAUGGUAAAGAGUUCAAACUGAUGACAGAAGAUAUCACUGUGACUGUGGCAGCGCGCGUUAACGGUGUUUGGACCCCAGGAGAGGAUUACAAAGACCGGAUUGAACAUCUUUCUUCAUCUUCUCUCAAGUUAACCGGAGUCACCCUCAGAGACAACAAGCUGAAAGGAAUGUACGAGUUCAUGUGCGACAAUAACCCUGUCACAUACAUCCACCUGAGUGUUUCUACAGCCUUUAACCUGUCUGAGACCGAGGGAGAGACGGGAGGGAUAAAGCUGAAUCCGACCUCCCUCAGACCUCCACCUGUUAAUUCCACACAGGGACCCGUUGAAGAUGAAGGGAGGAGAACUGGGAUCAUUGUUGGUGUGGUGCUUUCACUCGCAGCAGCAGUCGCAGUCAUCCUCGUUGUUUGGUACCUGAAACCCUGCAGAUCAAAAGUUCCACCUGGAUCCGGUGAUGAAAGACAGACAGAUGUGGAGAUGACACUUCUACCUGGGGGUGGUCUCCUGGUUCUCAGGUUAAUGGGGGACCUUCAGUGCCAAACUCCAAUGGUUGUUGAUGUAUAACCAUGUAUAUAUGUAUAUAUGUAUAUAGGCUAUGUGUAGAUAUGUAUAGCGCCUUUCUAUUCUUCCCACCAAUCAACGCGCUGUACACACACAUUGUAGCUCUAACUCUUUUUUUCUUAUUGUUUUUUUUAUGGCCUUUUAUAUUGCCUUGACAGCUGAAGACAGACAGGAAAUGGGGACAGUGAGGUGAGCUAAGGGACACCCCCUCUCAGCACAGUGUUGUUCUAACUACUGUAUCUGUCUGCUUCUCUGACAAUAAAAUGUAGAAUUGUAAAACUGUGA
Molecule: messenger RNA, 2167 nt
Organism: Dicentrarchus labrax (European seabass)
Lineage: Eukaryota; Metazoa; Chordata; Actinopteri; Moronidae
Exons: 2
Coding region: 1193-1885 (230 amino acids)
Source: RefSeq, a predicted model, not a curated record